This is a messenger RNA of Somion occarium, 3097 nucleotides long. Lineage: Eukaryota; Fungi; Basidiomycota; Agaricomycetes; Polyporales; Cerrenaceae. The record is from the annotation of a GenBank genome assembly.
GCCAAGAUAUCCCGCAGUUGGGGGGAUUGAUGCGAACUGUUCCUUCCGCCAUUCAAACCAUUCAACGAUCGCAUGCAUACGAUGAACAUACCUUGAACACUCCUCUCCAGUCUCUUCGUCGGUUCUUUCCUCAUCGGUUUCUUCCUUCUGGCAUACGAUUGCUUCAUCUCGGACCCAUGGAUCAUCUCCUGUAGCCUUUAGCACAUCAUCUAUUUUCCACUUACUUGGAAAUAUAUAUCCCCCACUUCAUGCUAAUGAAUUUCAGUAUAUAUAGCCUGCUCUGCAUGAGAUGCCGUAAGCUCAGACCUUGGAGAUAAGAUAACGCGUGGAUCAUUUCAUCUUAUCUUCUCCGUUCACUUGCUUUGAGGCUUUGACCACUCGGUAAACUCACCUCGUUCCUUUCGACCGUAUGGCUUCCAGUGUGAGGCGUCCGCAAGCGGUAUCCAGUCUCACACCUCAUGCGAAACCCGUUAUCUCGUUGGAGGAGUGGGAAUCUAAGGCGCCGCUAAGCGAAAUCGAGACACGAAGCGUGAACCUUGUAAAGGCGGCCAACAUAAAACAAGAGUGUGGACUGAUAUAUUGUCAAGUUCAGUGUAGAUGAUCCAAAUAGCCCAUCACGACCUUCAUCCCCCGCCUUCCGCAACAAACUACAUCCAAUCUCCCGACCUUCAACGCCGAACUCAUUAGGACCGCACCGAGCAACGACAAGCCAUGCUCUUCAUCCGAAACAUCCCAUUCAGACGCCUCAGCAAUUCUAUGACUGGUUUGCAUUGAUUGACCGCUCGGUCGCUCAUAGUCAAGAAGGGCAUUUCCGGGGACAUUUGGCUAAUGUUGCUGAUCAUUUGGAGAUGUGUGACAGGUUGGUCGGUAGGAUCGACGAAGUCGACUCAGAGUUAGAAAGUAUGCUGCAAGGGUGGAAGAGUGUAGAGGACGGAGGGAAAAGCUUAAAGGAUGCUUGUGAACAGUUACUUGAGGAACGGGACAAAUUGUUGCAGAUGACUGAAGCUAUUGGCGAGCGGUUGGAGUACUUCCAGGAAUUGGAGCAUGCAACUCGAAUGCUUAACCAUCCUGGCGAGUCCCUGGUUCUCCAAACCGAUUUUUUGUACAUGGUUGAACGUGUGGAUAUCUGUAUCGACUACCUCAAGGCGCAUCGGCACUUCCGAGAAGCAGAGAUAUACCUUCUUCGAUUCCAACAGUGUCUUACGCGGGCCAUGACCUUGAUCAAGAUGUACUUCGUAGGCUCUCUCAGAGCUUUAACUGCCGACGUUUCGAAGCGGUUGUCAGAAAAGGAUGUGUCGUCAACGGCACAGGCGCACUUACUCUACACUCGUUUCAUGACUGUCUCAAGUCAGCUAGCACCGCUUCUGGCAGAGUUGGAACGACGGGCAGCUGCACAUCCGGAAGAGUUGUCGGCAUUGCUUGCAGAAUGUCAUACAGCGUAUUUCGCGGCGAGGAAAAGUCUCCUAGUGAGCCGGCUCGUUGAAGAGAUCAAGGGUCUUGAUCCUGUCCGGACAGAGUUGGUUGAAUUGACAAGAGCAGGGUGCAGUUAUCUCAAACAGCUCUGCACAGACGAGUUCAACCUAUUUCGUGCAUUUUUCAACAGUGGAGAAGACCAGCUCUAUCAAUACCUUGAAAACCUUUGCGACUACCUCUACGAUGAUCUUCGUCCCCGCAUCCUCCAUGAGCCCCGUCUGACAGCGCUCUGCGAAGUCUGUACGGUCCUUCAAGCCCUUAUGGUCCUUGAUGUCCCUUCCAUUCCUGACAGCGCUUCUGAGUCGGAAGAGGAGGAUGAACUCUCUGUUGACUUGGACCGUCCGGCAACAAGGGGUCUUCGGACAUUGCACAUUAGCCAUCUGUUGCAAAUGGUGCUGCAGGAUGCCCAGACGAGGUUGUUCUUCAAAGCUCAAUCAGUCAUUCAGAGCGAUAUCAGGUAUUAUGUACCUAAAGCGGAAGAUUUGGCGUAUCCUGAGAAACUCGUUGCUGCCCGGAAACCUGUGUCUGGCUUCGAAAUCAAGGAGAAAGAGAGCGUGAGUCAGCUGUUCCAGCUCAAGUCUCUCGAUAAGCGGGAUACGUGGUAUCCAACUCUAGAGAAGACUGUAUGGGUUCUCUCUCAGCUUCAUGACUUCGUCAACCCUGCCAUAUUUGACGACAUCGCUCAAGAGGCUGUUAACCUAUGUCGGCAAUCCCUCGUGUCUGCGUCAGAAAACCUGAAGGCGAAGAAUCCUCAGUCAAAGCUGGACGGUCAACUGUUUCUCGUACGACAUCUCUUGAUAUUGAAGGAGAUGACGUCAAACUUGGACUUCGCACAAAAUGAUACUAAACGAAAAGUAGAUCUAACUGGGGUGACUGAUACCCUUGCCUCAAUGCUUGGGAAGACGACUUCGCUAUUACCGAAUGCGCUAUUUGCGUCUCUAGGCAUGCCAAGAGAUGAAAACUUAACCGAUGUCAAACAUGGCAUCGACCACGAUCUCAAACAGGCGUGCGAGGACGUUAUCACUUCAUGUGCCGAUACCGUCUGUAAUCCCCUACGAUUAUGGUUAGACCGAGUGACUACAUUCAGAGCGUUGUCAAAGCAGCCACUCGAGUCGCAAGAGUGGGCUAGUCCAAGUGCGGUACAAGACGUCCUCAAGUCCAUGCAAGAAGCAUGUCAGCGCGACCUGCGUGCGGCAGUCGCACGGCUGAGAUUAUACCUUGAAGACGACCGGACCGUAAACGUUCUAUUGAAGCACGUUCAAGAUCGGAUCGUGGAUGAGUAUGCCGAGUUCCGACAGGUUAUUGCGAAGGAGUAUGGAGGCAGGUUGAACAACGAACUCUGGAGUGAUGAAGGCUUGAGAAUCGUCCUUCACGAUGUAUGCGAGCCUCAUGAUGUUCGCAAUGGCGUUCCUGGCCCCUCGUGAGGUUGCUAGGACUGUUGUGUAGAUGUGUUGCUACGGGGAGUUAUUUAUUCGUUGCCAGGGCAUGGACUGUCGGCGUUGUGGUGUUUCUCUUGUUUUCCGUCCUAUAUAGUUUAUAGCUUUGUUCCUUACUGCACGUAGGAAAAUAGACCCGAGUGCUCCUGAUUGCUUGUACUUUGAUGAACAUGAGCAUCCCUGCAUCC